Messenger RNA from Raphanus sativus (radish), 1008 nucleotides. Its product is annotated as thymidine kinase b. The record is from RefSeq and is a predicted model, not a curated record. Bases 114 to 869 code for a protein of 251 amino acids. Gene Ontology annotation, molecular function: ATP binding; thymidine kinase activity; ATP hydrolysis activity. The transcript has a single exon. Gene Ontology annotation, biological process: thymidine metabolic process. NCBI's taxonomy places the organism in Eukaryota, Viridiplantae, Streptophyta, Magnoliopsida, Brassicales, Brassicaceae.
AACGGUUCAACUAAACCAGACUACAUGCUUAAACCCUCACCCAAGUUUAGAAGCUGCAAAAACCCUACGGCUUGUCAUCGUCAUCAUCUUCCUCCUCUGCGGAUCGGAUCUCAAUGUUCGCUGCUUCAAUGAGAGCACUAAUCUCUCCCUUCUCUCUUCACCUUCCUAAAACUUCUCUCUUCUCAACGGCUCUUCGCGCGCAUAGUUCGUCCGCAUCUAAGCCGUCCUGCUCCUCCUCCGUCUCUUAUCCUGGAGAGAUAUACGUCGUCGUCGGCCCAAUGUUCUCCGGCAAAACCACGACGCUUCUCCGCCGAAUCCUCGCGGAGAAGGAAACCGGGAAGAGGAUAGCCGUGAUCAAAUCGGAUAAAGACACACGGUACUGCGCCCAUUCGAUAGCGAGCCACGACGGAGAGAAGCUCCCUUGCUGGUCCCUUCCGGAUCUAUCGCGUUUCAAGGAGAGAUUCGGUUACGACGCGUAUAAGAAUCAGUUAGACGUGAUCGGGAUCGACGAGGCUCAGUUCUUCAUCGGAGACGAUCUAUACGAGUUCUGCCGCGAGGCUGCCGACGAGGAGGGGAAGACGGUGAUCGUGGCGGGACUGGACGGAGAUUAUCUGAGGAGGAGGUUCGGGACGGUGCUGGAUUUGAUUCCGAUCGCGGAUUCGGUGACGAAGCUGGCGUCGAGGUGUGAGUUGUGUGGGAAGAGAGCUUCGUUUACGUUGAGGAAGACGGAGGAGAGAGCGACGGAGUUGAUCGGAGGAGCGGAUGUGUAUACGCCUGUGUGUAGGAGUCACUAUGUUAGCGGUCAAGGCGUUUUGGAGUCCUCUCGUGCCUUUUGGAUUCGUCUUUACAAACGCUACGCGGGACUUUAGUAGCAACGAGUCUAUCCCGCCAUUAUAGUAGGCGUUUUGCUUAGCGUAUUCGUAACCCUCCAGACGGUCUAGAGGCUUUUAAUGUACUACUAGUUUAAUUAACAAAGGUUAUGGAUUUAAUCCAGCUUAAUUAAACCUA